AAAGGGAGGAUAAAGAUCUUUGUUGUGUUGGUGGCUCCUGGAGAUACACUCUUCACUGUUUUCUUCAGAUCCAAAGAAAAGGUAAGAAAUCCCUUUAUAUUAUCUUCUUUUUCUACAAAUUUAUAUGUUUUUUUUUACUCCUGCUCUCUGCUUUUGGACGCUUGCAUGAUCUGAUGAUCCAAAACCUGUCCCUUUCUCUCUCUUUCUCUCUCUCUCUCCUCUUCUCUGUGCUCUGUCUGUGAGUGUCUACGGCUUUUUAUCUGCUUCUAUGUCGGCCAUCCACUCACUCAUUCAAUCUCUGAACAACAACACAGACGAAGAAUCAGACGAACAAUACGACGCCCUUGCCUUCUACUUUCUCUAAUUUCCCAAUUUCCCAAUUCCCCUUCUUCCCUCUUUCGUCUUUGUAGGGUUUUCAUUUCACUUUUCUCCUCUUUCCACCAAUUCCCACUUGGGUUUUGGGUUUCCUAGCCGCUGUCGAUCAGGGUGUGUGUGAUCUUGUGAUUCUGUUCGAGUUUCGAGACGGAUUCUGGGUUUUUUUUUUUUGUUUGAUUGACCCAAUUUGAGUUUAUGGGUUUGGAGUGGUCAAACCAUGCCGAAGAAUCUGCUGGUGAGUCCCUUUGAAUUUGGUGGAAAUUGGGAAAUUUUGAUAUGAUUAUGGAGAUUUUGGAGACCCAUUCCUCUGUUUUUCGUUCUGCAAUGUUCUGUUUCUGAGGAUUUUGGAAUUCAGUUUCUGGGUUCCUUGAAUUGAGAUGAUUACGUUUAUGGAUUCGAAAGAGAAAGUGAAAGAUAUGGAGAAAUGCUUAGAUCCUCAGCUAUGGCAUGCUUGUGCUGGAGGAAUGGUUCAAAUGCCGCCGGUGAACGCCAGGGUUUUCUAUUUUCCUCAAGGUCAUGCCGAGCAUGCUUGUGCGCCAGUUGAUUUCAGGAACUGUUCUAAGGUUCCUCCAUAUACCCUUUGUAGAGUUUCUGCUAUCAAGUUCCUUGCCGAUCCCGACACGGAUGAGGUCUUUGCUAAACUCAGGUUGAUUCCCAUUAAUGGAAGUGAACUAGAGUUUGAAGAUGAUGGUAUUGGAAGGCUUAAUGGGUCUGAACAGGAUAAGCCAACUUCGUUUGCAAAGACAUUGACUCAAUCUGAUGCUAACAAUGGUGGGGGUUUCUCUGUUCCGAGGUAUUGUGCUGAAACGAUCUUCCCUCGGUUGGAUUACUCGGCCGAUCCGCCGGUUCAGACGAUUCUUGCUAAGGAUGUUCAUGGGGAGACAUGGAAAUUCAGACACAUUUACCGUGGGACGCCUCGGCGACAUCUUUUAACGACGGGAUGGAGUACGUUUGUUAACCAUAAGAAGCUUGUGGCUGGUGAUUCCAUUGUGUUCUUGAGGGCUGAAAAUGGAGAUCUCUGCGUCGGGAUUAGACGAGCGAAGAGAGGAAUUGGAGAUGGACCGGAACCGCCGUGUGGAUGGAAUCCAGCAGGUGGGAACUGUGCUGUGCCUUAUGGAGCUUUCUCAACGUUCUUGAGGGAAGAUGAAAACAGAGUGAACAGGACUAAUGGAAAAGGGAAAGUGAAGGCUGAAUCAGUCAUUGAGGCUGCUACACUUGCUGCAAAUGGGCAGCCCUUUGAAAUAGUAUACUAUCCAAGAGCUAGUACUCCUGAGUUCUGUGUCAAGGCAGGGCUGGUGAAAGCAGCAUUGCAGAUCCGGUGGUGCUCGGGUAUGCGGUUCAAGAUGGCGUUCGAAACCGAGGACUCUUUGCGGAUAAGCUGGUUCAUGGGUACCAUAAACACCGUUCAGGCCGCCGACCCACUGCGCUGGCCUGAAUCACCAUGGAGGCUUCUACAGGUUACUUGGGACGAGCCCGAUUUACUUCAGAAUGUGAAACGUGUUAGCCCGUGGUUGGUCGAAUUGGUAUCAAACAUAUCUCCGAUUCAUCUUGCCCCGUUCUCACCUCCAAGGAAAAAGUUCAGAUAUCCACAACACCCUGAUUUCCCCCUCGAUAACAAGCCUUCUAUGUCGCCGUUCGCGAGUUAUCUCCAUGGGCCAGGCAGCCCCUUCGGUUGUCCUCCGGACAACAACCCUGCUGGCAUGCAGGGAGCCAGGCAUGCUCAUUUUGGUCUAUCCUUGUCGGAUUUUCAUCUCAGUAAACUGCAGUCGGGUCUGUUUCCGAUUCGUUAUCGAUCACUGGAUCCAGCUGCUAGAUCAACUAGACUUUCUGGUAAUGCAAUGACUGAAAAGCCAAGUAUGAGUGAAAAUGUAUCUUGCUUGCUAACCAUGGCGCAUUCUACUCAAACGUCGAAGAAAUUCGACAACGUAAAGACUCCACAGCUAAUACUUUUCGGCAGACCCAUACUAACCGAAUUGCAGAUGUCUCAAAGCUGUUCUGGUGAUACCGUUUCUCCAGUUGGUACUGGAAACAGUUCGUCGGAUGGAAACGGUUCUGGAUCUGCACUACAUCAACAAGGUCUACCAGAACGCUCGUCUUGCGAAAAUUUCCAAUGGUACAAGGACAAUCGCCAAGAUGUCGAGCCUAACUUGGAUACUGGCCACUGUAAAGUCUUCAUGGAAUCAGAAGACGUCGGUCGCACCCUCGAUCUUUCUUCAGUUGGGUCCUAUGAAGAAUUGUACAGAAAACUCGGAAACAUGUUCGGCAUCGAUAACUCAGAGAUGUUGAACCAUGUCUUGUACCGGGAUAUCUCCGGUGCUGUCAAGCACGUCGGCGACGAACAAUUCAGCGAGUUCAUCAAGACGGCAAGAAGAUUGACAAUUCUAACAGAUUCAGGAAGUAACAAUGUAGGAGGUUAGAGGAAGUGAUUUUCAAGUGUAUAGCUGGUGAAUAUCAGGUUCUUCGUUUUCCCUGCUGACCUUUGUCUGUUGCAAAUCUGGGAGCUGCUAAAGAUCAUAAUGUCGUUUUCCUUUGAAAUUGAAAAGUUUUAAUUUUUAUUUUCUUUUCCCAAUCCAACUUAUGGAAGGAAAGAGGGGAUGUUUGAAUUUUGGAAGUUUCUUACAUCCUCUUGUUCUGUGAUGAACUUUGUGGGGUUUCUUUUUGGGUUCCUUUUUUUAGGUGAUUUUAGUUCUUAAUGUUAAUGGAAGUGGUUUCAAAGUAUAUGAACUGUGUGUUUGUAAG
Messenger RNA from Cucurbita maxima (winter squash), 3114 nucleotides. Its product is annotated as auxin response factor 18-like. Gene Ontology annotation, molecular function: protein binding; DNA binding. Gene Ontology annotation, biological process: response to hormone; regulation of DNA-templated transcription. NCBI's taxonomy places the organism in Eukaryota, Viridiplantae, Streptophyta, Magnoliopsida, Cucurbitales, Cucurbitaceae. The coding region runs from base 753 to 2792 and encodes 679 amino acids. The record is from RefSeq and is a predicted model, not a curated record. The transcript is spliced from 3 exons. Gene Ontology annotation, cellular component: nucleus.